AGAAAAAAGAUAGUACAUCCUUAGACCUUAUCUUGGUUAUGAAUUGAUAUUUUAUGAAGCAGCAAUUGUAAGAGAAAGAAGAAGCAAUGGUAGUUUGUGGAAAAGCGGUGCUAUUCGGAGUGGGAGUUGGAGUGGGAGUCGGAGUGAGACCCAAAGCCAAAGCCACACACUCUGUGUUUUUUGUUUCAUGUUCCAGUGAUAGUGACGAAAACACAUCGACAACCACUAAUUAUCGGAAGAAAGCAUCAUCAUCGAGUUUUGGAAGACUAAAAGCCCAGCAAGUGAAGGCUCUGAUCCACAGAACAAAGAACAACACAAGACGCAAAGAAGAAGAAGAAGAAGAAAAGACUCCUCGACGUGCUUCUUCUUCUAAUUCGAAAGGAUGGGGAGAUAGAGUUAGCAGUCAAUCAUCUUCACUGCCAUUGGCGGACACGAACUUUUUCAGUCUGAAAUCAUUCAAAGAGAUAGGAUGCACUGACUAUAUCAUCCAAUCUCUCCAUAACCUCUCUUUAACGCGCCCUUCCCAUAUACAGGCUAUGGCAUUUGGUCCUGUUAUUGGGGGAAAUUCUUGUAUCAUAGCUGAUCAGAGCGGUUCUGGAAAGACAUUGGCUUAUCUUCUACCAAUAAUUCAGCGUCUCAGACAACAAGAACUACAAGGGCAUAAUAGUAAUAAUCAAUCCUCUUCACAAUCUCCUACACUGCUUAUACUCGCACCCACAGCCGAGUUAGCUUCUCAGGUCUUGGAUAAUUGUCGAUCGUUGGCAAAAUCUGGGGUCCCAUUCAAAUCUAUGGUUGUCACAGGUGGUUUUAAACAAAGAACUCAAUUGGAAAAUUUAAAGCAGGGUGUUGAUGUCUUGAUAGCUACUCCUGGCCGUUUUUUGUUCCUUAUCAAGGAAGGCUUCUUGCAGUUAUCAAAUCUAAGAUGCGCUGUGUUGGAUGAGGUGGAUAUACUCUUUGGGGAUGAGGACUUCGAAAAGGCUCUUCAAUGCUUGAUUAGUUCUUCACCAGUUGACACACAAUAUUUGUUUGUUACUGCAACCUUACCAAAAAAUGUUUACAGCAAACUGGUUGAAGUUUUUCCUGAUUGUGAAAUGAUCAUGGGUCCUAGUAUGCAUCGAAUAAGCUCUCGCCUUGAAGAGAUUAUAGUAGAUUGCAGUGGGGAAGAUGGACAAGAAAAAACUCUUGACACAGCAUUUUUGAACAAGAAAGCUGCUCUCUUGCAGCUUGCAGAGGAGAGUCGUGUCCCAAGAACUAUUGUGUUCUGUAACAAAAUUGAAACAUGCAGAAAAGUUGAAAAUGCAUUAAAACGUUUUGAUAGAAAGGGAAUUCGCAUGCAAGUUCUACCUUUCCAUUCUGCCAUGACACAAGAAUCACGGCUUGUUAGUAUGAAAGAGUUCACACGUUCUCCAUCAAAAGAAGUGUCCCAAUUUAUGGUUUGCACAGACAGAGCAUCGCGGGGAAUUGACUUCAGUAGAGUGGAUCAUGUAAUACUUUUUGACUACCCACGUGAUCCAAGUGAAUAUGUACGACGUGUUGGAAGAACAGCCAGAGGUGCCAGGGGACAAGGGAAGGCGUUUAUCUUUGUAGUUGGGAAGCAAGUCUCCCUUGCACGCAAAAUAAUGGAAAGAAAUAGGAAAGGUCAUCCACUGCAUGAUGUACCUUCGGCUUAUGAGAUGAUGAAGUAGGAAGUUGGGUUUAAUGGAUUGCCUGGGAUCGUACGGGACCCUCAGUGAAACAUGCAUGGCAAAGGAAGGAAAUCUUUUGGUAUCCCCAACAAUAUUCCAAGUCAGUGAAUCAUGCAUUUCAAGGCUCCUCGUAGCAAAAGCAAGAGCUACAUUAAUCACUAACAUCUUUAGAUUGUCUUUGGGCAGGAAUUUUGUUUUAUUCCUAACUAUAUUACUUAGUAGUAAUUUAUUAGGAAAUACAUUACCAGGAAUGAAACUCCUACAAAAGUCAUUGUGUGUUUGGAAGCAAGUUUGGACAACCAAACUCACGUCCCAAAGCAGGAUACAAUGUGAAUUUGUGAAGCUACUAAUUGGAGUGGUAGUCCAAAUGUGGGUUCCUGCCGUGGAAUUUAUAUUUUCAAAACAUAUGCUUUAAAUAUGAUUGACAACUAUUGUGCUCCCCUUAGUUUGAUAUUUUCUUUAAGUGGACAUGUUGAUGUUGUACUCGAAAUUGUUAUUUCAUGCAAUUUUUUAUCUAAUUUUCUCAAAUACAUGAUA
This is a messenger RNA of Cicer arietinum (chickpea), 2222 nucleotides long. RefSeq names its product DEAD-box ATP-dependent RNA helicase 50. Gene Ontology annotation, molecular function: ATP binding; RNA helicase activity; nucleic acid binding. NCBI's taxonomy places the organism in Eukaryota, Viridiplantae, Streptophyta, Magnoliopsida, Fabales, Fabaceae. The record is from RefSeq and is a predicted model, not a curated record.